Messenger RNA from Paramuricea clavata, 540 nucleotides. The record is from the annotation of a GenBank genome assembly. NCBI's taxonomy places the organism in Eukaryota, Metazoa, Cnidaria, Anthozoa, Malacalcyonacea, Plexauridae.
AUGCAAUGCUAUCUCCAAGCGGAUGGUUUGGAUGAAUGGGCUGGUGAGAAAUCGCAUAUUUACGGGUCUUCCCCAGCAAAUCAGAGAAUAGAAGCGUGGUGGUCUUUUUUAAGGCGAAACCGAUCAGGAUGGUGGAUUGAUCUUUUUCAAGAUAUGUGCCAAACAGGCAUUUUAGAACUUGGAAAUGUUUACCAUAUGGAAUGUCUGUGGUUCUGUUAUAGCAGAAUAAUUCAACAAGAGUUGUAUAAUGUGAAAGAUCAAUGGAACAGCCAUUACAUCAGAAAAUCACAGCAUGAAACUAUUGCCGGAAUACCAGAUUUACUGUUUUUUAUACCCGAAUAUUAUGGUGGGGAUAAUUGCCUUUGUGAGGUAUCGCACACCAAACUACUCGAGCUGGAAACAAGUGAGCGAAAUGAUGAGAGUGAAAACAUUUAUCAGGAGUAUUUUGAAUAUGUAUGUGAAAUGAGAAGUUGGCGUUCACCAAAAGAUGUGCAUGAAGCAUUCGAGAUGUUUCAGCAACUAGUUAACAUAAUGGAAUGA